ACUUCAUAAUUAUUCACACUCUGUUUCAAACACAAACAAAGGUUCGAACAUUCUAUCUACACUUCUUGGAAUGUACCAUUCCGAAGACGAAUCAGUAGAACAUUCAAGUUCUGACUAUGAAAUGGAUGAAGAACAUAUUUAUAAUAGCACAAAAACUUCCACAGACAAACUGCAAAUUAAAAAUGAUUGCAAUAAAAUGGCGGAUAAAACUUUAAUUUUAAAUUCAUGCAAAGAAAGCACUUCUUGUAUAGAAUCUCUUACGAAUCAGAAAAGGAUAAAUGAGAAUAAAAAUUAUAGUUCUGAUAAACAAUUAACUAGUGACACUGAUGACGCUCCAGAUGAAAUACCAAUUUCGCAUUCGUGCAAUGGCACCAAUUUGCCUACAAAUUUAAUGCCCUCAAAAGUCCAAAAAAAGGAAGAAGAUUUGUGUUUAACUUCAAUCAGUCGGAUGACACGAACUCCAGUUAACCAAAAAAAAUUUAAGCGCAAAAUUGGAUUGGACUACAGAAAAUUAAAGGCUACUAAACCAAAUACUCUACUUGGAAAACUUUUGGAAUCAGAAGUAAGACAUGAGCGAAAUAUACUCUUGCAAUGCAUUCGAUUUGUAUGUGAUAAUAAUUUUUUUGAUUUAAAGUAAACUAAGUUAAUCUAAAGAUUUCGCAAUUUUAAUAGAUAAUAUUUCUAUAAUUUUUGU
This is a messenger RNA of Teleopsis dalmanni, 694 nucleotides long. Its product is annotated as nuclear fragile X mental retardation-interacting protein 1-like. NCBI's taxonomy places the organism in Eukaryota, Metazoa, Arthropoda, Insecta, Diptera, Diopsidae. Bases 71 to 637 code for a protein of 188 amino acids. Gene Ontology annotation, molecular function: RNA binding. Gene Ontology annotation, biological process: box C/D snoRNP assembly. Gene Ontology annotation, cellular component: nucleus. The transcript has a single exon. The record is from RefSeq and is a predicted model, not a curated record.